Rotaria sp. Silwood2 is the source of this 1704-nucleotide messenger RNA. The record is from the annotation of a GenBank genome assembly. Lineage: Eukaryota; Metazoa; Rotifera; Eurotatoria; Philodinida; Philodinidae.
AUGAGUAAACUAAGCACGAAAUUAGGCAUCGCUAUGGUUGGACCACCUCUAGCUGCUGGCGAACUCAAUCGUCCUUUGGUCGGCGAAUCAGAAAGAGUCAUCAUUGCGCUUGCUUCUCGAUGCCAUCGUAUACCUUAUGCUAUGUGCUGUUUGUCUAUUGAUGAAAUUGAUUCUCUUGCACCGAAACGUGAUGAAGAUUCAAGUGAAGGAAAAGUAGACAAGAUCAGUGUUCUUCUCUCAUUAAUUGACGGUAUCAAAGAUGUACCUAAUCUUAUGAUUUUCUGUGCUACGAACCGUCUGCAUAUGAUGGAUGAAGCUUUUUUGCGACGUAUGUCUGGAAAAUUUUUUGUUGGUCGACCAUCAUCUCAAGCUCGUACGAAAAUCUUGGCUCAAAUACCAGAAUGGGCUCUUGAACCAGAUCUCAUCGAUCGGCUAGCUAUCGCUUCAACUAAUUUUAGUGGUGCAGCAUGCAAAGCAUUUACUCGAGCCAUUACUGUUCGUUGCAUGGCUGCUCAACGAACACAACCAAACUUUCAUGUCAACUAUAAAGAAGCACUUAAAAUUGCCGAUCGUACUGCACAACAGUAUCAAAUCUUCCUUGGUAGUGAAACCUUACCUCGGCUACUUCUGCGCAACCUUAUGAGUGGAUCAAGGAUUCGUGUAAAUCACCUAUCACGACACAUGUAUGCAGGACGAAUCAUUGUCGACCUACAUGAUGGCAGUGCACGUAUUGAAAUUAUUGAGACGGGUGAUCGUAUCGCCGUGAUUGAACAUAAACUUUUCCCCAAUGAGACGAGUGUACAGAGUCUACUUGAACGAUUAACUGUGUAUGGAAAAGACCGAAAUGUACAACUUCUUCAACUAAUUGAUCUCAAUCUGCUCGCUUCACAGGGAGCGUAUGAUGAGAAAAAAGUGUUUGAAACGCUGAAAGAACGCUAUGACGAAUGCGUAGCCUAUACUCGCUCGAUGAUCAUCUACGAUCUUGAUUCGCUUGUCGGCGUUAAUAAAUCGGAAUCCGAUUCAUCUAUGGGUCGAUCCAUGAGUUCGUCUGUCGUCAAUCAAAGUGUGUAUACAUAUGUUCGCGCAAGAUUUCGAGAAGCCGUUGUUGAGCAACAACAAGAAACAGAUGAUGGAACACAACAAAUGGUAGAAAAAUGGGCAGUUGCUGUUAUACGAGAACCUUUUCUCUUGAGACAAUUUUCAUCCGAUGUUCAAUUUGCACGAACACGACAAGAAGAAGAAGAGCUUGAGUUGGAAAGACGUAAAGCUGAAGAUCUCCUCAAAUGUGUUAAAUGCAAAGAUCUUUACAUAGAGAAUGAAAACAAAAUGGGUAACUGUGCUCAUCAUGAUGGAUUUAUAUAUGAUAAUUCAGCACCUGAUCUUGCCAUUUAUACGCAAAGUGAAGUGGCAUAUAUGUUAACCAAACUUGAAUGUGAUGCUAUCAAUUAUCCGGACAGACGUGAAGAAUUUGAGCGACAAAAAAAUAAAUUCAAAUGGAUAUGUUGCGAUACGACAGUGACAACAGGCUCUGGCGCAGGUGGAUGUAAAAAAGGCAAGCAUGGUUUCGGUGAGCCAGUUGGUGAUCGGCAGCGGCGAGAUGGACAUCGUCUUGAUCAAACAAUGAUCAAACGGUGGGAAGAAGAGUGUCGACGUAAUCAAGAAUAUAAUGAAAAAUGGUUACUUUUGUUGGAGAACCGAGGUUGA